Molecule: messenger RNA, 912 nt
Organism: Laccaria bicolor S238N-H82
Lineage: Eukaryota; Fungi; Basidiomycota; Agaricomycetes; Agaricales; Hydnangiaceae
Exons: 6
Coding region: 1-912 (303 amino acids)
Source: RefSeq, a predicted model, not a curated record
AUGUACACGCCCACCAUUCUGGCGCUUCGAGGUGAACUAAUUUAUGUUGCUUCGGUAUCUCCAAUUUACAUCCCAAUACUUAUACCAGUCACGAACUUCGUUCUCACCUUGAUCGGUGUCCUUGCAACCUGCUUUCGGCUAUGGCGCCGAAAGACCACAACUCAUAUUUGGCCUUUUCCCUGGCAUCAAGGACUUCCUACUAACUUGCAUUCAAUCAGUGUUGCCCAGUCUUAUAUUGCUGUCAAUUCGGCUGCCAGAAUUUCAAUCCUUUUUAUCGUGAUCCGCAUCUCCAAUGGAAGAAUGCGGUAUAUUCUCAAAUGGAUCGCCGCUAUUUUCGUUCUGACAUGGGUUAUUCUUACUGCUCAACUGCUCUGGACGUGCGAGGGGAAAAACGCGGAUUGGGGCCCAGGCCAUCUGAUAUGUGUAAUGCCCUUGAGAGUUGCGAUCGUACAAUUGACCACCGAUACGUUGAGCGACGUCAUCUUAAUUGUAGCGCCCCUCCGUCUUGUCUGGAAUACAAAGUUAUCAAGCCCACAAAAGAUCCGCAUUAUAACGAUUUUCUCCAGCACGAUAGCUAUGACCAUUUUCAGUCUCAAUCAUGCUUGUUGGCUGAUAGUAGACGGUGGCGGGUUAUCUGAGGCCCUGGCGGCAGUCAUCCAGAAUUCCGUUAGUCUGAUUGUUUGCAAUUUCAGCGUCAUAAUCGCCUUCAUCUUCCAAGUCGCGGCGGAAGAUGUAAGGAGCUCUUACCAUAUAGAAGUUGGGAGCCUCUCUCUCCGGUGCAAGGUGCCUAGCGGUGUGCCUUCAGGGACAGGUAGUAAGGUACUGCUUCACGUAGAAAUGACGCUCGAAGAUCGUAAUCACGGAGCUGUAGAUGCGACGAUGGUACUCUCGAGUUUAUAUCUUGAUGUUUGA